AUGGAAAGUUCUGAUGAUGAUAAUGAUGCUGUAUAUACACGUUUACGUCGUCAACUUAAAAAGUUUGCAUACGCAGAUCCAUGUGAAGUUAAAUGUGUUACCGAAAAACUUCAAUCAAAAGUACCUAUUAAAGUUUUAGCUAAACAAUGUAAAGAAACAUGUCAAGAUAAAAUAGCAAAUUUUAAACCGUCUAUUUAUUAUCAAUAA
Messenger RNA from Rotaria sp. Silwood2, 207 nucleotides. NCBI's taxonomy places the organism in Eukaryota, Metazoa, Rotifera, Eurotatoria, Philodinida, Philodinidae. The record is from the annotation of a GenBank genome assembly.